GAGGGCCAGAGUGUGUGAGGGGUUAGUUGAAGGAGGCCAAGAAAAAGCAAAGGACGGCAAGGACGACGGCCUUGUGCUCGGGCAGACUCGAAGGUACCUUAACUGUAGUAUGUAGCACAAUGUGGACGAACACUUGAAGUCAGCAGGGCGGAGAAGGCACUUUGAGGUUGGUCGUUGCUUGGAAUGGCGAACGCUAUUGCUGGUGCUACUACUGUUCCUUCUACCCCUACCACCAGGGCUGCCCCUGCUUAUACCAUUAGUACUUUUUUCCUGCCUCUACUUAUCCUACUCCUUACAACAACUUUUGUGAGUAGGCAUCUGUGAAUCGUGAAUAAUAUAUCCACAUUUGCGGCAAUAGUUGUGUUCAAGGUGAGGGGUGGGUGGAUCAGUGCCAACUGUUUUGGAAAAGAGCUCCUCUCCCCCGAGAUCAUUCAUGUGGGUGCAACAUCUCUUGAGUGACUUGUGCUGUUUGGAGGAUCACUUUGGGACAAAUUUACUGUGGCGUACGGAGCAUGGUGGUUCUCACCGUGUGAAUUGGAUGCUCAAAUGAAGGCCUGGACCCGAGCUCAGCACCAGCACGAGCGUGACGUCGGACUCUAUCAUCACCAUCAGGCCGAAGCGGACCUGAUUUCUAGCUACUUGAGUUCCCAGCAACAGUACCAUUCUCAAGGGGGUUCGGGCGUGGGUUCCAGUCGAACUGACCACCACACCCAAGCCACAGGUGUACCCUACGGUGUACCCAUCCCCCCACCUCUACUACCUGACGACGACGAAUCACCCCUUCCUCCACCACGGAGUUCCAGUUCAAAUCAGGCUCAUAGUUCUCGGAGUCGGGGCAAACGAUCUCGGCACUCGGGCACGGGUUCGGGCAGUGCUCAUCAUCACGAAAAUCCGGUGUCAACGGGGCGAACUCAUAAAGAGAUCCAUUACCCAAAAUACGACACCUACUCGGAUUAUCCUAAUUCAAAGUAUUCCCGGGAUCAAUGCCAAUACACCACUAAAUAUGGCGAGGAUUGUCACUACACCUCCAAAUACCCAAGUGGUGGGAAGGAACCAUCUUGUUCCUACGGUAACAAGACUUGGCCCAAACUUCAAUGCCAGGACGACCCUGGACAACAAUACAGCCAAGAUGACCAAAAUAUCCAGUACAUGCAAGAGUUGGAGGAAAAUGCAAGGCUGAUCCAACAACAGCAACAGGAGCAAUCUUUAGCUGCCAAAUACGCACAAGUGAGCAAGAAGAAACAACACCAUCAACAGCAUCAACAACAGGCACAGCCUCAGCACGAUUCUGCUCGUCAUUAUCCAGACAAGCACAGUUAUUACCCAGACCAGCAACUCCAGUCUUCCUACUCAGCCGGUCGAUCCAAUCGGGAUCGAUCCCCAGAUCCAAGAACACUCGAACGGGAGCGAGAUCGUGAACGAGCUUAUCACAGUCAAGAGCAGGCUCAGGCAGCCAAGGCCGCACAGGAGGUGGUUCAGUGCACAAAAACCGAUCCCAGUGACCAAGACCACCGGUACCUUGAGUCCACAUCGGCUGAGGCUCGAGAAAAGGCCCUAAGUAAACAAGUUACUCUUGCCACACCCAAAGAGUCAGGAGUGGCAAGUGAAGGUGCUUCCAAAGAAUCUAAACCUUCCAGUGCUCAAGUUGUUUCCAGUGAGACUGCGACAACUAGUGUCGGGGGGCCAUCUGCAGCCGUGACUCAAUCCACACCCGGCCCGCAACCUUCCUCAGUCGGCACAACUGGGACCUCCACUGCCAUGGAAACCUUCCGACCCCAAGGCACGGGCACUACCGGACGAUCCGCCGGUGGUAGCGCCGGCGGCGGCGGCGGCGAAAUGCAUCUCCAACAGGAGCAAAUCCAAUAUGUGGACAACGAUUGUUGUCAAGUGGCGGUGGCACCCACUGGACAGAUGGCCAAUGAGCCCGCUGCUCAUAGCGAUAACCAAAUGGCCGUGGCCACGUUGAAGCGAUCCAAGAUGAAACCCAACACGGGCACUGCGUCCCAAUACAACACUUUGGAAAGAAACAUGGCUGAGGUAGCGGAAAGAAACCGCCAAUCCGAGCGACAACUCCAAAGUGCAGCUGCCACUCUAGAACGCAAUGCUCGGGGUCGAAGUUAUGAAAACUCGUGUGACACGUGCGACGCACCCUUGACGCCGGCCAGUUUGGCCGGUAUUGAUCACAGGGAACUUGAACAUAGACCACUGACCCGGUCUGUGACUCGGGCCACCAUGUAUGAUGAACCACCUGAAAAGACCUCUUUGUUCAUCGUGUGUUCAGGUCUCUAUGCGUUGUUACUGAUCGUUAUUUGCGCCACGUUUCUCACAUCCGAGAUUGCAACACACAGCAUUCCAUUGCACUACUUCGAGGGAUUUUUUACUUACCUCUACAUAGCUUCCUUACUGUUCCUACUCUAUGUGUUCUGCUACCUUCUUCAUGAAGCAUCUUGCUGUGGGAGUGGACCACCGCGCCCAGGAACCACCAUUCGAAAUGCAUAUUUCCAUUUAUUCAGUUUUGGGAGUUACUCAGUGAACUUGCCGCUUUUGGACUCCUCCUUGGACAUAAGACGAGUCUCUCUGGAUUCUUGGAAUCUCCCUCGAGAUGCUCUUCCCGAUGGAAGUCCUAUCCGUGAGAAAUUGGCCACUUUGCGCAGACCUAAGAAGUAUAAGACCUCGGAGAACGACUUCAGUCACGGAAGCUUCUUCCUCAGAGUCGGAGGGAUUGCUUUCGGAUUGGGUUGUAUGAUUUACAACGGAAUGGAAUUGGGCAACUUCUUCGAAAUCCCAUGGAACUCGCCGUGUUAUCAAGUCCUACGCGGGAUUAACCCCAUCUUACAAAUGGUGUUUACAUUCAGCCAAAUGUACUUCGUCUUCAUGAACGCCCGGUUGAACAUACACAAGUUUAAGUUUGUGUCUCGCUUUGGAUUGUCCCAUGUGGUGGCCACGGACAUCUGCAUCUGGAUCCGUACUCUGGUCAAGGAGUGCAACAAGGACAUUGCCAUGUACCGCUCCAGACACGGACACGGUGUCUCUGAGGAUUUCAUGGUCUUAGAGGGCUACAACUCAUUGCGGCGGAAAUUCGGACCUGACUCGUUCUGGGUGAACGGUCCCUAUCACGCCAUCAUGAGUGCCAUCACGCCCCCGGAUUUCUCGGGCGAUUCGCCCUUCUCCUCCCUGUUCGGCAAUGGCGAGAUCUCCGGUCCCCUGGAUCCCACCAACAUGAUCACACGCUCACCCCAAACUGCUCAACUCAUUCAAGCGGUCCAGCCGGCUGUGGAGCAACUACGCAGGGCCACGGCCUCGCCUUUCGACAAUCUCGUGGGAGUCAUGUCCAACGGCCAAGGGGGAGGCGGCGGCGGCGUGGGUCUGGGCGGUGGGAGCAUGGGCGGACCUGGUGGACCUGGAAUGAACCCCCGAGGCAUGGGUAUGCCGUAUUAUGGCACACCUACGGACGAUCCGAACGCCUUCAGUCACGGCGUGAUCCACUUAGCUCACAACUUCACGUGUGGACGCACCGAUUUCAUGGGGGAAAUAAUCACCACCACAUCUCCGUACUUGUUUCCUUUCGUCAUCGAGUACAGCUUUAUUGCCGCUGCAGUAUUAUUCGCCAUGUGGAAGAACAUCGGUCGCAACCCUCGAUUCUGGGGGGAAGAGGACGACCACAUUAGCGUGGCCUCGAAAAAGAUGACCAACUACUCAAAGACGGAUUGCAUCGGCGCUAGCAAGGGGUUGUUCUUCGGACUUCUUACUCUCAUUUGCGGACUCAUUUGCUUGAUUCUCUUCUUUGUACUUAUCGAUCAUAAUAACAGCCAGGUGUCUCAACUAGCCGUGUUCCUGGCGGAUUCGUCUCACUGUGUUAUACUCAUUGUGUCCAUUUUGGCCACAUUACUUGGAUUUCUAAGGGUUCAAAAAUUGAAGUUCCAUGGUGAGGAUCAAUCCAUGUUGAGUAACAUCCUACUAUUCAUGUCUGGAGCCGGGAUCUUUGCUUACUCGAUGUUCAACGUCAUUGCGGGCGGACUCGGGCGACACACCGAUAUGAAAAACAUCCUCGUGUUUGGCACGGGCGCCAUUAGCGUGGCCCAGGUUCUUCUCCAAUUGCUGUUCAUCACGGAUGCCCAGAGGAGACGUAUUUCGACAAGCUCUCAGAAUGCCAAUAAACCUGGUCGGCAAGUGGUAACUUUCUUACUUAUUUGCAACGUCACCAUGUGGGUCAUUUAUACAUUCGAAGUCAAGAAAGUGGACCACAGUCCAGUGCAGUUGGAAUUCUUCGGAUUCUACGCCUGGACGGUGAUUCAAAAGACCUGUUUGCCCUUGUGCAUCUUUUUCCGCUUCUAUUCCACCGUGAUCUUGGCCGAGGUCUGGAAGAACUCAUACAAGGCCAAGUUAUGUGACUAAAUAGAAGGCCCGCUUCUAUGUAUUUGUACAUCUUGAUAAGUCACCGAAUUUGGUUGCAGCAUGUCCCUCCCCCAACCCCCUCCCCCCUCCCUCUUUCCCCUGUUCUCUCUGUCCCUUUCGCCAUCUGUAAUUAAGACGAACAUCAUUUCAACCCACCCACGUGUUUUAUAUUCUCGUUCUCGGCCCUAGCUUUGAUUGAGUGUGACUAAAAUGGAAAUUUCAAAAUUCGUCCUCGACACGCCCACGCCAGUUACAAGAUGAAACUGACGAUGCGAUGCACGACAAUGCAAGUACUCAAUAGUCAACAACAACCUAAUAAUGUCAAUAGAGUCGUUCUAGUAGACCGUACAUACAUUUGUCACUCAAUCGCCCUCAUUUGCAUGAUCUGGUCCAAAGCCGAAGCGAUUUCCGCCAAUGUCCCACUGCUGUUCAAUGUCGCCAUUGCAAAUCUCAACACAGACCAAAGAACACUCACUAGUUUUCCUCUCGCAUUUCUUGGAGCAAUGUCAUCCACUGCCAAACCUUUAGCCCGCAUACACAUCAGUCUCCUCUCUUCUUAUACAAUUAUUGUGAAUAUUUACUUACCUCCUCUAAAUAGUUUUAACCUUCCCCAUCACUGUCUUCUUGACUUUUCUGUUCCCAUCUGACGAAUGUCGUGCGAAUGUGAAUGUAUAAAGUAAGUUAAUGAGUAUUAGUACGAUUAGCUUCAUCACGUAGUUGGUAAUUGGUAGGAGAACAAAUUGUUACGCGUGUUUUGUCAAUGAGCUAAAAUGGCCCUCAAGUGGAUCACGAUUGAAAGAAAAACAAAGGAAAGGGACGCGCAACACACAAAUGGAAAAGAGAAAACCCCAACAUCUCAUGAACCCUCUCCUUCAAUGGUAAAGUCAUUAUUCCCUUGUUGUAUAGAAGAUAUCUCCCAUUCCGAAGUAGGUGGUUGAGUUGCCGCUAAACAUAACACUAUUAUUACAACUAAUGCUAUGAACUUGAUUGAUAGUGAUGGAAAAUCAAAAAUCUUCUCCUUUCUUUGAUAAUAAAACUCAUGAAUAUA
Molecule: messenger RNA, 5443 nt
Organism: Tigriopus californicus
Lineage: Eukaryota; Metazoa; Arthropoda; Copepoda; Harpacticoida; Harpacticidae
Exons: 14
Coding region: 547-4395 (1282 amino acids)
Biological process (GO): proton transmembrane transport
Cellular component (GO): membrane
Molecular function (GO): proton channel activity
Source: RefSeq, a predicted model, not a curated record